Penicillium canariense is the source of this 2877-nucleotide messenger RNA. Its product is annotated as oxysterol-binding protein related protein OSH3. Gene Ontology annotation, cellular component: plasma membrane; intracellular membrane-bounded organelle; perinuclear endoplasmic reticulum. Lineage: Eukaryota; Fungi; Ascomycota; Eurotiomycetes; Eurotiales; Aspergillaceae. Bases 1 to 2877 code for a protein of 958 amino acids. Gene Ontology annotation, biological process: exocytosis; piecemeal microautophagy of the nucleus; ER to Golgi ceramide transport. Gene Ontology annotation, molecular function: sterol binding. The record is from RefSeq and is a predicted model, not a curated record. The transcript is spliced from 2 exons.
AUGGCGGCAAUGGAGGAGCUGGAGAUUCACAGCAAGUCGUACUUCGUGCGAUGGAUCAACGUCAGUGCCAACCACACCAUCUCGUGGAGCAUUCAACCGCACAAGAAGUCGGUGAACUUCGGUAUCUUCAAGCAUCCCGGCCAGUCGAGCCUGGGCUCCCACCUGCCUGCCUCCGAUUCCCAGAGUACCGAUUCGACCGAGAACUUGCCCGCGACAGCCGCCAAUCCUGGCUCCCGCAACCAACAAUCCACCGUCAUUGAGAAGCUGACCGCCAUUGGGCUCAAGUCCAUCAAGUGGAUUGGCAAAUGCGAGGCCGACCGGAUCUCGCAGGGGACUUACGAUGUGCCGGCCAGUGAGGGGGGCAACUACGCGCUCGUCUUCGACAACACCUUUUCCAAACAGAUCUCCAAGACGGUCACCCUCGUGCUCCUGACCUAUCCGACCGGCCUGAAACCUCAUGGCUCCGCUCCGCCGUCUAUAGCGCGCUCCCACACAGGCGGUUCGUCCGAUUCCCUACCCCAGCCCCGAACACGUCGACGCGAGAACAGCAAGUCCACCCUGAACGCGCAACUGUCAGACUCGUCGGGUUCUUCGACAGUGCACUCGGGAGUACUGCAGAAACGCCGACGGAAGCGACACCAGGGGUGGGCGCGUCGAUUUUUCUCACUAGACUUCACUUCGUCCACCCUAUCCUAUUACCAUGAUCCCAACUCGUCCGCCCUUCGCGGUGCCAUCCCGCUCUCACUGGCGGCGGUAGCUACCAACGAGAAGUCCCGCGAGAUCUCUAUCGACUCAGGAACUGAGAUCUGGCAUCUCCGUGCGAGCAAUGAUCAAGACUUUGUAGCCUGGAAGCGCGCGUUGGAGAAAGCUUCGUCCAAGGACUCGUCCAAGGAGCAUGAACUUUCCGUUGUCGAGCCCUCGCUGCUCCGCCUAACCACCCCGGCAUCCUCCUCGCCCGCAGAAGAGGCUGAGUGGAAGCAGGUCGAGCGCCUGGUCAGCAAGGUGUCCGGCUCACGCGAUGCAGUGCGCCGCCUGGCCAGGGAUACUGAUCCCAAGUAUCUUGUGUCUCCGAUCCCGUCUCCCAUGGAGCCGCGGGGUCGCGACCGGGGUCGCGACCGCUCCGCGAGUCCCCAGCCUGCUGCUUCGGAUGCACACAGCGCGGAUUCUAGGCGGCCAUUCUGGAAGCGCAAGACCAGUGGGAACUCGCAGGCCAGCGCUAAAAGAGCUCCGGGUCCAGAGCAUACCAACUCCAGUUCGUCCCAGCUAGUUGUUCCUAGUAAAGACGGAGCCGGCAAGCCGGCAAGCAUUGCCAGCCAUGCUGAUGGCAUGGAUGAGAUUCAUGAUCAUCUGAUAGCUGUGUUGCGCGACCUAGACAACGCGGUAUCUGAGUUCUCGAUCUUGAUCGCUGGGAGCAAGCAGCGCCGACACCCGCCUGCCCUCACUCCGCGCAAGAGUAUGGAGUCAGAUGUCUCGCAGGAAUUCUUCGAUGCAACGGACGGUGGUGCAGCGUCUCCGCUCCUGACUAUCCAGGAUAGCGAUGAGGAAGACGCUACUGCAGACAGGGCAGCGGAUGCGGCCGAGAAUGUAGAAGAUGAUGCACCAUCAGACAGUGACGAUGAGACCCAGUCUGCUGCUCUGCACGACACAAGCAGUGCCUCUCCCUUGUUCCCGGCUCGUCCAAAGUCUCUUGCCCCGUUACCUCUUGACAAAGUACGCCGGCGUCAAAACAUCACCGCACCAACAGUCAUGCCUCCUAGUUUGAUCGGGUUCCUACGCAAGAACGUCGGCAAGGAUCUGUCCACGAUAUCGAUGCCAGUCUCCGCGAACGAGCCCUUAUCCCUGCUUCAGCGCGCAGCAGAGAUCCUCGAAUAUUCCUCGCUCCUCGACCAAGCGGCGCAAGCCUCCGACCCCGUUGAACGCCUCAUGUACGUAACCGCCUUCGCCAUAUCCUCGCUGUCUAGCAACCGCGUGCGCGAGCGGUCCAUCCGCAAACCCUUCAACCCCAUGCUGGGCGAGACCUACGAGCUCGUCCGGGAAGAUCAAGGCUUCCGCUUUAUCUCAGAAAAAGUCUCCCACCGGCCCGUCCAACUCGCCUACCAAGCCGACAGCCGCGAAUGGAGCCUUGCACAGUCGCCCAUGCCCAGUCAAAAGUUUUGGGGCAAAUCCGCUGAGAUCACGACCGAGGGCCGCGUGCGGAUCACCCUGCACGCCACUGGCGACCGCUUCAGCUGGACGCCCGCCACCUCCUUCCUGCGGAACAUCAUCGCCGGUGAGAAAUACGUCGAGCCUGUCGGUGAGCUGGCUGUCACCAACGAGUCUACCGGCCACCGCUCCAUCUCCACCUUCAAGGCCGGCGGCAUGUUCUCCGGCCGUAGCGAGGAAGUCUCCACCCGCGCCGUGGACUCAUAUAACAAGCCCGUCGCGCUGGGUCUGGUCGGUACCUGGCCCGCCGCGUUGAACCUUACCCGCGACGGCAGCCCGUCUGGCAAGCCCAUCUGGACGGCCGGCCCGCUCGUUCCCAACGCGCCCAAGCACUACGGGCUGACGGCCUUCGCUGCCGCCCUGAACGAGAUUACCCCCAUCGAGAACUCGCACCUCCCGCCUACGGACUCCCGGCUGCGCCCGGACCAGCGGGCGCUGGAGGAGGGCGACCUCGAUCGUGCGGAGGAGAUCAAGGUCCAGCUGGAAGAGGGCCAGCGCGCGCGCCGCCGCGAGAUGGAGGCUGCGGGUGAGAGCUGGACGCCGCGCUGGUUUACGCGGGUGAGUGAUGAUUCAGAUGGGGAGGCUGCGUGGCGGUUGAAGGGUGGGAAGGAUGGAUAUUGGGAUGAAAGGGCCAAGGGGAGUUGGUCGGGAGUUGUGCCCGUUUUUGAGGGCUGA